AUGCCAUCUCGACCUCCGCUCGUAGGCAUAGCCGCUGCCCUCGCAUCACAGCCCCCCACGCGCACAGUAUUCGCCCAAUUCUCGCUCGUCGAAAGGGUGGCUUUGGUCACUGGGGGCGGGCGUGGAAUCGGCCUCGAAGUAGCAGCGGCCUUCGCGGAGGCCGGUGCGAUCGUUUAUUGUCUAAGCCUGUCCAAGCAACCCGACAACGACUUUGUCGCCGUCCAGGAAUUCAUCGCGAAGCUGCCUCCGCUUGCAGAAGACGUGAAGAAUGGAAGGAUGGAGUAUAUCAGCGGCGACGUGACGGAUCAGAAACAGAUGUGGAAGGUCGCUGAAGAUAUCGUGGCCAAAGAAGGAAGGCUCGAUAUUUGCUUCGCGAACGCUGGUAUUACACAAGGAGGUGUAGGUUGUCUUGAGUAUCCGGCGGAGGAUUUCGCAAAGAUUAUAAAUGUCAAUUUGAAUGGUGUCCUGUAUACUGCUCAAGCCGCUGGGAGGCAGAUGGAGAAACUUGGUGUUCCGGGGAGCAUCAUCCUGAAUGCAAGCAUGGCCGGGAGUAUCGCCCUUCAAAACGAGAAACUGAUCGCGUAUACUGCAAGCAAGUCAGCGUUGAUCCAGAUGGCUCGAUCUAUGGCUUGCGAGCUCGGGCCGAAGGGAAUACGAGUGAAUUCAGUGAGCCCUGGGUACAUAUACACCAAGCGAGCUGACGGAAGGAUACGUAAAAUCCACCGACAAGAUGAGAGAGUGGAGUUCGCAAAACCCGCUUGGCAGGCUGGGCCGACCGGAAGAAUUGAGGGGAGUCUGUCUGUGGCUCGCGAGUGA
Molecule: messenger RNA, 816 nt
Organism: Pleurotus ostreatus (oyster mushroom)
Lineage: Eukaryota; Fungi; Basidiomycota; Agaricomycetes; Agaricales; Pleurotaceae
Exons: 4
Coding region: 1-816 (271 amino acids)
Cellular component (GO): intracellular anatomical structure
Molecular function (GO): oxidoreductase activity, acting on NAD(P)H, oxygen as acceptor
Source: RefSeq, a predicted model, not a curated record